Messenger RNA from Limulus polyphemus (Atlantic horseshoe crab), 579 nucleotides. RefSeq lists its product as uncharacterized. The transcript has 3 exons. The record is from RefSeq and is a predicted model, not a curated record. The coding region runs from base 1 to 579 and encodes 192 amino acids. Lineage: Eukaryota; Metazoa; Arthropoda; Merostomata; Xiphosura; Limulidae.
AUGGCUCGUGUCGUGCGACUGAUCCUCUUGCUGCUGCUUACUUUCCUUUGCGAUGCGAAGAAAAAGCCGCAGCCAGAGGAUAUUAUCGAAGAAGUCGACGGCAAGAAAUUAGAAAAACUUAUAGAGAAGGAAGAAUAUUUAGCGGUAUUUUUCUAUACCAAAAUUUGUAAAAACUGUGAUAAAGUAUUAGCAGAAUUGGAAAACAUUGAUGAUGAUGCAGAAAAUGUUGGAAUAGGAUUUGUAAAAAAUUCAGAGAAAGCUACAGCAAAAAAAUAUGGAGUUACAUCAUUUCCUACCCUUGUAUACUUUAGGAAUAAACAUCCAACAGUAUAUGAUGGUCAGUGCACACACCAUUCCAUGGACAACUUGAUACUGCUGAUACCAUCUCGCCAGUUAGCAGAACAUCAGACCCAGAUUCUAGUUUCAGAAGCAACCAAGGCAGGCUUCAUUAUCAGACUUGAGAAAUCUAUUCUCACCCCACCAAUAUAUAUCAUCGGUCUGAGUAUCUUUUUCAACACGUAUCUCAGUUGGGCUCAACAGACUACCAUUCCGCUCCAAGCUAUGGAACAAGCAGUCUGA